AUAAGAAGUAACAGCGCAAAAACUGAGAGUGGGAAGCGAGCAAGUUACUACAGCAGUCAGAUAACCCACUUGUUGAUGUUCUACAUGGUGCCAUGGACAGUGACUGCCUAAGCUUGCUUCCAUCUGUCUGUGAAGUUCUGACAAAUCCUAAUUUUGUGCUACAUGAUGAUGUCUCUCUUGAUAAACUUCUUGAUUGGUUUAAAGAAAUGUUGAGCCAGAAUGAUGGGCAGCAUCAGCCAUGUCUCUUGCACUUCCUACACAGUGUGACAAAAUCUCAAGCAAUAGAUCCUACUGUCUUUUCAUUCUCACUCAAACUUGCUGGGCUUUUGGCAGGUAAAGAGCACAGUUAUACUUUGCUAAAGGAGAAAGGAUUAUUGACGUGUAUAUUUAAGCCUGAUACUUGGUGUAAACUCGAGCUUUGGAAAAAUGCUUCAGUGCGCCAUGGGUGGUUACAGGGACUGUUUAAUUUGCUGCAGCACCAACAAGCUGUGGACUUCUUCUUUAAGAAUGGGCUCAUCAGGUUGGUUCUUCAUCUGCAACAUGACAAAAGCCUUUUUAUUGCCUCUUUGACCUGUCAGGUUGUGGCACAAAUUUUAAACUUCACAGUUCCCCCAGUUUUGAGCAACAGUGUUGAGAGUUCUGUCAGUAGUGAAUUUGGCUUAGUUACAACUGAAUUUGUUAACCAUCUUACUCCAUCAUUAAGCUCAGAGGAACCAACUGUUGUCCUCCAAGCCUUAAAGUCUCUAGCCCUAGUUCUCAGUAAGUGUAAAGAACCUCCAAAGAGAAUGCUUUGGAAACAUGUUGUGGAACCUUUGGAGGUACUGGCAAAUGGAAAGGAUGACUCAUUAACACAGUCCAUUAUGGCAGUUCUUCAAGCUGCUGCAGGGAGUCCAAUUUUAAUGCAACAAGAAUAUAGGGUGGAGACUAUAAUGGACAUCUUGUUAUAUGCAAGAAAUGUGAAAAAAUCUGUGCAUUGUGCCAGACUAAUCUUGCUAAUGGAGAACUGCCCUGAAGUUUUAAAAACGAAAGCAAUUGAUGUCAUCAUCCUUCCUCUCAUGUGUGCCACUGAAUCCCCUAUGCAGCUUCAUGUUACAGAGAAACUACUUGAGCAUAAAGCACACUUGGCGAACCAGCUUGUCCAGAAAGCAACUUGUGUCUUUUUGCUCAUUCAAAGUCUGACCGGCAUAGAAGAACUGAUACGCAUGAAAUCAUUAGGCAACACUUACAUUCAACUGAUUUCUGCUUCUGUGAUAUUGCUUCUGAAAAUAUGCAUUCAUCACCCCUUCGCUUUACAUCCAACCACAUCCUUUCCUCAUCUUACUGGAUGUUGCAAUGUUCAAAAGUGCAGUCUGGAUGUAUUAGCCAGUCUUCCUGGUUAUGAAGAGAGCAUCAACUUUUUCCAGGAGGCUUUCGCUGUUCUUUUGCAAUAUCUGCAAUGUCCUGAUUUACAUGCUACGGUUUUAAAGAAAGCACAUCAGGCCGCUCUUAAAUGGCUCAGCAUUUGUUUGCCUUCACCUGCUUUGUGGAAGACAAUCAAACAUGACCUUUUCCCUUUAUUAAAGAAACAUGUUUGCGACGUACGAUGGGAAGUAAGAGACUCUACUCUAGAGUUUAUUACACAGCUCACUGCUACACUUAAAGGCAAUAGACACUAUGUAGAAGUCUUUCAUAGUACUGACAUGGCUUCAGUGCUGUUUACCUCGUUGUCAGACACCGAGGGUUACGUCCAAGCAAGUGCAGUGGCUGCUCUUGGAGAAGCAGCAACAGUCUGUAACAACCUGCAGGAGAAAGUGGUGACAUGUUUGUUGACUAUUCUCUCAGAAGAAACAGAGAGUUUUCCACGACGUGCAGCAAUGAAGGUCUUUGUAUUAUUUGUAAAAAGCUCCAACAAUUUUACUGCCUCUGACAAAUUCUUGAGCUCAGUGUUGUUACUUGGUGGAAAUGACUUUGACUGGGAGGUGAAAGUGUACACACUGGAGUUAGCAGAUGUGUUGUUUGAAAGAUUGUUAAAUCACUGUCCAUAUAUGCAGAAAAUCUAUGGAAUCUCAGAAGGAACCUGUGCAAUGCAAGAGCUUAAGAAGCUAAAGGAUUUAGGACUGUUUGAUUUUCUGUUGAAAUCUUUAUUUGAUUGUGACAGACCUGUUGCCCAGAAAGCCUGUGCCAUCUUACUUAAGAUAAGAACCUUGAUAAAGGAAAAAUCUGCUGACCACCAUGCUCUAACUCUUGAAGUGUACAGGCACAGUUGGAGUAAGGAAUUUCUUUAUAGGUGCAAAAAACAGCAGAACACAGAACCCAAUUGUGUGGACUAUGAAGACAAAUUCUUUUACAAGCAAACUGACACUGAAGUCAACAAUCUUUGUUUGCCAAAAGAGAUGGAUGUGUUUAAGAUAUUGGAAUUAUUAGACCUUGAGGAGUGGCAACAUACUUUACUACUAAGUAGUGAUCAUGUGAUCAAUUCAGCUCAGUCUCUAAUGGAAGACAUUUUAUUUGUGGCAAAACGGAGUGAAGAAAAUGUUGUUGACUGCUAUUAAAAACAAACUUUAAAUAGUGGUAACACAUCAUAAGCUGACUAUGGCAAUACUUUGAUUAUAAUUAUACUGUCAUUAAAACAUUUUUGUGUAUUCUAGAGCAUGGAAAGAGCAAGCAUAUUUGUAAUGAGUUACAUUAAAUGUUAUGAACAUGCCAAAUCUUGUAUUAUGGCAAAUUAAUUACAAUGAUAUAAAGCUACUGUAUUUAAAGCUUUAAUAUAGUUUGGAUGUACUUUGUGUUUAGGAUUGAUUCUAAGAUAUUGUUGGUUUUUAAGGCCUUGAAUAGGAUGGCAUCAUCAUACAUUGCAGAACUUUUGCAAGUUUGGAUUCCCCCUAGGUCUAGUAACCUAAUGCUUUUGGAAACACCAAGGUCUAAGCUAAAGAGCAGAGGUGAUUGAGCCUUUGCAAUAGCUGAUUUAUUUUUAUAAAACAACUUCCCUUCCCAGAUUAGGACUGCACAGUUGCUUGGUGUUUUUAGGACUAUCUUGAUUACAUCUUUUUAAUUUGCCGUUUAAUUCUAGUUGAGCGGUGUAGCGAUUGCAAUUAAUAGUGUUAAUAUGUAGAAUAUUGUUGAAUGUCCUAAUAAAAUAUACAA
This is a messenger RNA of Trichomycterus rosablanca, 3123 nucleotides long. It is a transcript of the gene brat1, whose product is annotated as BRCA1-associated ATM activator 1. Gene Ontology annotation, cellular component: nucleus. The coding region runs from base 93 to 2531 and encodes 812 amino acids. The transcript is spliced from 14 exons. NCBI's taxonomy places the organism in Eukaryota, Metazoa, Chordata, Actinopteri, Siluriformes, Trichomycteridae. Gene Ontology annotation, biological process: positive regulation of protein phosphorylation; cell population proliferation; DNA damage response. The record is from RefSeq and is a predicted model, not a curated record.